Molecule: messenger RNA, 222 nt
Organism: Parnassius mnemosyne (clouded apollo)
Lineage: Eukaryota; Metazoa; Arthropoda; Insecta; Lepidoptera; Papilionidae
Source: the annotation of a GenBank genome assembly
AUGUCGCCGCACGCAGAAUGCGACUCGUUAAGUCGCUUCGGACGCGAAUUUAAGAGACAGCUUCUAAAUAUCCAGUGGCGGUGCGCGCAUGCGUUCGCAGAUCUGUAUCGCGCGCACAAUACCGCAGCCGACCGUCACGACGUCCCUCGCAGAAAUAUGGACGCGACCGCCGCGUGCCUUCUUGUUUUAUAUGGCCGACCGAUGCGAUAUGGCGACGAGUAA